This is a messenger RNA of Hippoglossus stenolepis (Pacific halibut), 2620 nucleotides long. RefSeq names its product ras homolog family member H (gene rhoh). Gene Ontology annotation, molecular function: GTPase activity; GTP binding. Bases 701 to 1288 code for a protein of 195 amino acids. Gene Ontology annotation, biological process: small GTPase-mediated signal transduction. Lineage: Eukaryota; Metazoa; Chordata; Actinopteri; Pleuronectiformes; Pleuronectidae. The record is from RefSeq and is a predicted model, not a curated record. The transcript is spliced from 2 exons.
CUCACUCCAACAAGCGGAUGUGUUGUACUUGUCUUCUCACUUCCCUCCUCUACCCACCAUUCUCGUCGUUGAUCGACAGGUGCCGAAAUAUUCGGCCUCUGCUGUUAAUAAUAGAUAACUUACUGUAGCUCCGGGGUCGUGUUGUAUCUCAAUCAGCAGAUUUUAAAUGAAAGAAAACCCUUUACCUUUUUGGAGUUUGAUUUACGACAGUUAUCUUUUCUUCGGGGUUGUGAAGUGUGUGAAGUCUUCGGAGGCGGCAGAAAAGAUUUCCCUGUUGAGUUCUGAGAGGUUGGAUCUGUCUGGACAGAAUGACUCUAAGAGAGAAGGACCAGAACCUGAGCACCGCGCUGCAGAGAUCCAGCAGAGGAGCUGCGAGCUGAGCGAGGCCAAAGAGCAUGUGAAGCGUGUAUAAAGGCCACUGCUGGAGAACUGCACAUCCCUGUUGUGUACCUGAGAUGUUUAAGGACUUUUAAAACAGGGACAUCAUAGUUCUGUUUAAACAAAUGACAGGAAUGGAAUUACCACAAGACCGAGCUGCACAUCAGUUGCUAUGAAAACUACUGCCUGUACGCGGAAGUACAGCACACACAGUGAUUAAAUACUUUGUGAACCUUGUGAUUAUCCACGUCAACAAGUUACAGAAAAGCUGCCCCUCAGAUUUUUUCGAAACAACCACAUCCAGAGAUCACCAGUGUCAACCAUGAAUGACGCAGCGGAGAUGUCGGUGAAGUGCGUCCUGGUUGGGGACAGUGGGGUUGGCAAGACGGCCCUUCUGGUCCGCUUCACCUCAGAGACCUUUCCGGACUCCUACAAGCCCACGGUGUUUGAUAACACAGGGGUGGAGGUGCACAUGGACGGUGUUCAGAUUAGCCUGGGCUUGUGGGACACGGGGGGCAAUGACAACGUCAGACAAAUCCGCCCGAGAUCGUACCAGCAGGCCGACGUCGUCCUCAUCUGCUACUCUGUGGCCAACCCCAACUCUCUGGCCAACAUCCAGAGCAAGUGGAUCGCUGAGGUUCGAGGAAACCUGCCCAGGGUGCCUGUGCUGGUUGUAGCCACCCAGACGGACCUGCGGGAGACGGGGGCACAUCGUGGCGGCUGUAUCACAGCAGCGGAGGGGAGACGCGUGGCUCAAGAGGUCCACGCCAAGGGCUACCUGGAGUGCUCCUCCUUGAGCAACCGAGGCGUGCAGCAGGUCUUUGAGUACGCGGUGCGGACGGCUGUUAACCAGGUCAGGAAACAGGCCAGGAGACGCAUGUUCAGUGUAAACCAGUGCAAAGUCUUUUGACCUUUGACCUCUGACAUGGUGGAUUGUCUUGAACUGUCAUGAAAUGACUCAAUGUGCGUUACUGAUCAAACUCAGAUAGACCUUGUCUAACCCUAAGCCUUGUGCAGAGUUGGAUUUGUUUUAUACUUUCUCACUAACAGGGUCACUGAUUUCAACAUAUUCCUAAGCAACCAUCAUGCAAAUGUUUGAAUGGAAAUGGUACUUUUGUUUGAUCAAUGCUGCGACGUAAAGAAAUGAGUUGAUUCUUCUGAUCUGUUUUUAAGCAAACAACAGUACAUUUCUUGGAGAUACUUCAAGUGGGGCAUCAGGGGAUUUUUUGUCAAUGCUUUUACAAAAAUUCAAGCAUUUUAAACUUUGAUGGUGAUGUAGAUAGCGUGUCGCUUUUCUAAUUGUUUUACCAAUAGCUCAGCCGUGCAAAGAUGAAGACGAAGAAGAAAAACAGUAUGUGAGUCUGGAGCUUGAUCAGCAAAUUAACUUAAGAAAUUCAGCACUAACUUAAGAAUUUCAGCGAAAACCGAAUGCGUGUCUUUAUUACCACAAAUCAAAUGACACAACCAGCUGUAUGGAGCUUUUAAUGUGAUUUACCCAUUUGACAAAAUCAAAUGAGGAAAGUUAUUGUCUUACGCUCCGAAAACAUUUUAUUGAGCUGAAAUCAAUAAAAAAAAUUUAAAUAUAAAAUGGUGCGUAUACGUACUGCCAUUUGUCAGUAAUGAUUUUAUUUAAAUAUGAGUACAUUAACGUGGUUGUCGGCUCAGAAAGUCCAAAGGGACAGUUUCACUGUAUCAGGCUCAACAUGAAGCAUAUUGUCAUAUUUUCUUCUUAGAUUAGAUGAGACUGGGAAAUGAACUGUCAAUAAGGUCCUAGAGUAGAUAAACAGGCCCACAUGUUGAAAUGUUUAUUCAGACAUCAGUUACAAUGAAAUCAAUCGUCACUAAUACAUGACUGUCAACGCAUGUUGUAUCAGCCAUUAAGAAAUUAACUGAAAAUGAACAAAAAAAUAUUUCUAUUUUAUUCAGAAAUUUAUUUUAUAUUAUUAGAGAAACCAAAAAUAAAGUAACAUAAAACAUUAACAACUGAAAUUUUGAGACAUAACAGAAAACGGUGGAUUUCUUUUUGCAUUAUAUUUUUUUAUUGACCUGUUUACCUCCAGUUUAGAAUUAUUGUUAAAUGAUAUAUGUGUCUUGCAAACUGUCUCUGUUGUCAUCUGUUACUGGAAAAUUUGAUUUCAUGUGAUGAAUUAAAACUAAGGAUUUAUCAGAUUGUAAUUUUAGUGAACGACCAAAUAUAAAAUGAAGGUGAAACAUCUAAAAGUUGGAAUACCAUUGAAUCAUC